AUGGAGAUGCUGCAUGUACUCGUCGAUACAUGUGGAGUCGACGUGAAUGCUCGUAGAAUGGUCUCUCCGUCGGGAUUUGGAUCACAAGGUUUGACCAAAGGUGGCACAGCACUUCAUGUUCUUGCCAAAGGGAAGAGUUUCUGGUCUCUUGAAGCUAUUGGGUUCUUGGGCCAACGAGGGGCAAACAUUGACGCUAUAAACGAGAAUGGCGAAUCACCAUUACAUAUAUCCAGUACCCGCCUUCUCAACUCCCCCACUUAUGGAGAGUGGUGGAAAGCCGACUGUGCUCGUCUACUUCUUGAUUUGGGAGCUGAUCCAAAUUUUAUGGACGCUCAAGGAUUAACCUGUAUUCAUAAAGCUGUCACCUGUCCCGAAGUCAUGGAAAUAUUGAUGGAGAAAGGAGCGGACGUCUCAGCCGGGAAAGUCUCACCUAUGUUCUCAGCAAUUCAGGUCAAUAAUCUUCAUGCAUUUAGGAUGAUGCUUGAUGCUGGAGCUGAUUCAAACAGCAAGGAUCAAGACAACGUUGUUAAGAUAUUUGUUGGCCGGCAAACCAGACCGUGGCUUCUCCAAAAUGCUACUCAACGGGGUGCAUCAUUUGUGAAAUUACUGAUCGAAAGGGGAGCUGAUAUUUAUGCCCCACUGGAGAAUGAUGAAAAUUUGAUAAAUCAGGCUUUCCGCAAGGCAAACUACGACGUGAUUGCCACCUUUCUGGAAUACAAGGAGAAGAUAGACUUCACUACAAGAGAUCAAUCUGGAAGGACGAUACUGCUCGCAGCGUGCGAUUGGACUGGAUUUCUCCCAGGCUACAAGUCGCUGAAUGAGCUACCCAAAGCCAUUGCUCCACUCCAGUUACUCCUCGAAGCUGGGGCAGAUCCAGUGGCAAUUGACAACGAAGGUCGAAACGCCCUCCACCAUCUUCUCGACAACGCCACAAUCGAAGAGCAAACUGUCGUAAACUUCAUACAACUUCCCGCAGCCGAAAUUCUGAUACACCGGAAAGAUAACCAAGGCUACUCACCGUUCCACCGUGCCAUGCUCACCUUCCGCCCAAAUAUUUGCGACGCCCUCCUCGAUUUAGGAGCAGAUCUCUAUGAACCCGACCCAACAGGUGCCACAGCGCUACAUGUUAUCGCCACGCAAUGUCUGGAGUUCAUUGAUGAAGGCUCGCCUAAUUAUCACGACUUGAAGCCUUCCUUUUAUCCAGACUACCACCCAGGUCUUCUUCGUGUUUGGAACCGAUAUCUUACUGAAGGUGGUUCGAUAAAUGUCCGGGAUCGGAAUGAAAAUACCCCUUUACACGUAUACCUCACUGCUGCUGCGCCUUGGAGUAGAUACGAGGAUGUCUGUUAUCAUGUAGAGCAUUUUGAUGAGUAUUUUGGAGGGAAGAAUCAAGAGAAGGUGGAUUGGUGUGCGAGGAAUGGUGAGGAAGAGAAUGCGCUUCAUGUUAUUGCUAAAGAGAGGUAUGCGAGAGAUGGCACUUAUGGUGCGAAAUUGUUUGGGCUGUUGAUAAGCAAGGGAGUGGAUCCGUUGGAAGAGGAUGGGAAAGGGAGAAGUGCGUUGGAUAUUGCGGCUGCGUUUGGGAGGAAGAAAAUUUUGGAGCUCUUUGCUAUGGAGAAAUAG
Cadophora gregata is the source of this 1620-nucleotide messenger RNA. RefSeq lists its product as uncharacterized. Bases 1 to 1620 code for a protein of 539 amino acids. Gene Ontology annotation, cellular component: ciliary inversin compartment. NCBI's taxonomy places the organism in Eukaryota, Fungi, Ascomycota, Leotiomycetes, Helotiales, Ploettnerulaceae. Gene Ontology annotation, biological process: protein localization to ciliary inversin compartment. The record is from RefSeq and is a predicted model, not a curated record. Gene Ontology annotation, molecular function: protein binding. The transcript has a single exon.